This is a messenger RNA of Temnothorax curvispinosus, 2919 nucleotides long. It is a transcript of the gene lms, whose product is annotated as homeobox protein ceh-19. Lineage: Eukaryota; Metazoa; Arthropoda; Insecta; Hymenoptera; Formicidae. Gene Ontology annotation, biological process: neuron differentiation; regulation of DNA-templated transcription; central nervous system development. The coding region runs from base 928 to 1809 and encodes 293 amino acids. The transcript is spliced from 5 exons. Gene Ontology annotation, molecular function: DNA-binding transcription factor activity, RNA polymerase II-specific; DNA binding. The record is from RefSeq and is a predicted model, not a curated record.
UCAUAAUGUAUAAAAAUAUUUUUUUAAAUUUGAGUCUGAUUCAGUCAUUAUUAUUUAAACAUACUAUUUAUAUAAGUAUUUUUCUGCCUUUCAACCGGAUAAAUUCAGCCGAAAUCUACGACAGCUUUCUUUUUCUCUCUUCUUUCUAUUAAAUUAUGUCAGACUUUAUAACUGAAUCAAUUUCGCAUCACAUCUGUUACCUAUCAUGAUUAUUAAACGGCGUUCCGUGGCAGUGACAGAAAUUUAUAGUACCCUCAUUACCACCGUUUAGUGGUCGCUACCGUCUCGCGAUACGAGAUCAUUAAAAGCUCCUUCCAGAAACGCACGUGCUUGCCAAGACCCGCCCAGAGGUUUGUGCGAUUGGUUGAUCUCGCGAUGACGUUGUGAGCACGUGGCUUUAGGAUACCGCCUCGAGGAACGAAGAAUUUGACUUGAGUGCCAAAAAAAUAUUGUUGGACACCGUGAGUAACCCCGACAAAACAGUCACUGGUUUCGGCUCUAAUCUUCCGAACAGAUCAAGGGGGUACUAAUGUAACCAGACAGCUUUGUUGUUGAUUCUUUCGGUUAUUGUUGCCGGUAUCAUCGUUUUCUCAUGUUUCAUUUAAUUAAAAAAUGUAAAAGUAAUAUAUUAGUAAAAGGGGAUGCUAUAGUGAAAUACCAAAAUCGUGCAAUCAAGCUUUGGUGAAGUUCUAUCGUAAAUUGACUAAUUCUUGGAACGCCGAUUGAAUAACAAGCCGCGUUUUUUUUUUUUUUAAAGAAAAAAGUGAGUGCUAUUCAAGAUUAAUAAAAAGAACUUAAAAAUCUAAUCCUUGAAGAACUAAUAUCAGUUGAAUUAAUUUCGAGCGCGGGGUAUUCACCCGAGAAUAUAUCGGAGACAAUUUUAUAGAUGCUAUUAGCAGAAUAUUCCGAGUAUUAUCUUGACAAAAUAUGUUUAAGAUGUCUGAUGAAGAGAUGAAAAAAUCAGAUUCGUCAAAGGGAACGAACGACUCUGCGGAAAAUUCGAAAUUGUGCUCUUUCAGCAUCGAGAGACUACUGGCACCGAGCAAGAUAGAUGAAGAACAGAAUAAGUUCUCACAACACACCGACUUGUCUUUGCUUUGCCAAGAAAAUAAUGAAUUGGAGACGAGAAUGGUUGUUGCACCCGAUUCAUCCAUGUCAAUGGCGGAGGAAAUUGAGCUCGACGAUACUGACAUGGUAUGCUCGACAUCUCCUGAGCCAGAGAUGUAUUAUGAAGCAUGCACCAGCAGCAGUGGUGCGAACUCAACCACGAGCGCGGACAGGGACACGCAGGAGAAGACCGCCGCUAUUAGCGACGACGAAAGGAAGAAGAGGCCACGCACGGCGUUCACCGCCACGCAAAUUAAAUCCUUGGAGGCGGAAUUCGAAAGGAACAAGUACUUGAGUGUGGCAAAACGGCUGCAGCUGAGCAAAAAUUUAAAGCUCACAGAAACACAAAUAAAGAUAUGGUUCCAAAAUAGACGAACUAAAUGGAAAAGAAAGUACACUAAUGACGUCGAAUUAUUGGCGCAGCAAUACUAUUCGAGCUUAGGAAUUCCAGCACCACGACCCAUUUUUGUCGGUGAUCGUUUAUGGUUCUUCAAUUACCCAGGACAACCGCAACCAGGAACAUUGCUCCCGCAGCAUUUAACACCGUUACCGUUACCCCCUGCAUUACCUAUUGCUCAACCACUGCCUAGUAAUAUAUCGAUGAGACAACAAACAUCCAUCUUUCAAAACAUACCAACCAGUCAUAUCGCGCAUCAUCUAACUCAGAGAUUGGACUUCAGGCAUCAUGAUCCAUUAAAUUAAAUCUGUAAUCAGUCGUAUAAAAGUAAUUAAUCAUUUUUUGCGUACAGAGCAAUAUGAGGCUAUGAAAUCGGACUUGUUUGCCAGCGAUAACAAUCAUUAUUUAUAACUAUAUAGCGCACAUUUUUUUAGUACCGCGUAUACUGAGAUACCGAUCGAUUACGAUAUGUAUAACUGUCACUAUUUUAAUUUGUUAUUCAAGUUAAAUUACAUAAAAUAUCUCUAUUUUUAUAAAACACAUUAUUUAUUUAUGAAUAUUUUAUUUGGUUUAACUUUAAAAUAGAUUGAAAUCAGUGAAUGUUCGUAUUGAAAAAUAGACGAAAAAGAUGACGCGUUCUGAGUAAUCGAGAUACAUUACCGAAACAAAUAAAGUCAAGUUUAUUAACUGAUCACCACAAACUCUCGGAACACGUGUUUGUAUACAUUGCAAUACUGAUAAUUUGGUGCUUGUGUCGAGAGCGUAAAAUAAAAAUGUUUACCAAAGUCAUGAUUCCAUUGGCCACGCCGAUUGUUUUCGUUAAAUAUAUGUAUAAUAAAUUCCACGAAGAGAUAACUAUCGCCGAACGCAUAUGUGGAUUCAUCAUCAUCCUCAGAGGAUUAAAUUAUUUCAUAGUGCAAUAUUGAAAUAAAUUAAAUCAAAAACAUUAGAGAAUAAUUUAAUUUAAAAAUGUAAUAAGUACUCGGAUAAGAAACAUAAUAUAAAUACGCUCAUAUAAAUAAACUACUUUUAGCGCAAGAUUUUUUGAUAAAGCAAAUAUACCUAUUUGCCGUGAAAUUCAACAAUGUACGAAAGUGUAGAGAAUAAGAUAAGGUAAAAAUUAAAUGUUACUAGAUUUGUAUGACUAUCUUUUUAUAUAUGCAUUUAUAAAAGUAUAUAGUACAUGUACAAAAUAAUUUCUUAACAUUACUAUAUGUAUAUGUAAAUUUAAUACAAUAAUUGUGACGCAACUACUUUCAAAGAAAAUGAACAAAAUAAAAGUAUUUACAUGUUUAAAUUAGUGAUAAAUGUCGCUGUAAAAUUCAAUGUAUGUCAUAAGAGUGAAAAAAUAAAGUUAAAAAUGAAUUUUUGUAGGAAUGUGUACAAGAUUUUUAUAAUUUAAUAGUUUAAUUUAU